GUCUCAUGUGUUAUAUAAUGUAGAUAUUCGUGCUCCCGUGCAGGGCGUCGCUCGGUCUUUGGAUCCUGGCCGGCGAACUGAGCAGACGUGUCCUAUCUCUGCAUUUCUAUCUAGAUUUUGUGACUUAGCAAAACCAUGUAGUUAGAAAUAAAAAUCAUAAGUUAGUAAGAAAACGAGUGAAAGGUAAAGUAUGGGGCGCCUCGCAGCGGACACCGGCUGGUACAACUUUAAGAACAGUUUCAUUGUACGACGCGCUGCCAGUUUGCGUCCCUACGAUGCGCAGCUGCGACUUGAACUGGGUGGGGUGAAGACAUCAUCCGAAGAGGACCUAGUUGCAGGCAACCACAUGCAGAUAUUACCAUUAUCGGAGCUCAUUGACUUCCCCCAAGAUGUUAACAAGGGGUGCGGUCUUCUGGCCGAUGGGGUCGACUUCCACCAACAUCCCACGGAAGAUGGUCUGUUUUUGUUUCAAUUUUAUAACGCUGCACUGCUAAACAGAAAAAAAUCGAAUAUCGACGUUUGACUUAACUUUAGAGUCUCAUUAUGCAUUUUAAUUUGAUCGCAAAGUAAAGUACUUUUUUUCUGGAACUUUAUUAAUUUGUCUGUUUGAGUAUACCAGUAUUUUUUUUCAUUUGAAAUAAUGGGGCUGCUUCCUCAGUCUAAUAGUAUGUUCUGGAUUCGCAAAUUGUUUGUAAUAUGGUUGUUAGUUUUUCUCAAAAGAGAACCUCUGUAAUUUAGAUUGUACUCGAUGUUUAUAACCUUUUGAAAAUGUAAUUAAAUUCUUUUUUUGUUCCACAUCAAGUAACAAAUCGAUCAGACUUUUUUUACACAGUCGAAACGUGUUGAAGUUUAGCAUGUCCUAAUGUUCUAGAACAUCACGAACGUCCCCCCGGACAGCAGGGUAUAUUGCGCGGGUAACACAAGUCCUGGGGGUCGGCUUUUAGGAACGAUCAACUUAAGGGAUACGUAUCUUUUUUUUUUUGCAUUACAAGAUUACUUUUCUUUUUUUCUUUAUAGUCAAUUCUAUAUUUUUUUCUCAUUUUUUCAUAGUAACGUUCCAAAACUUACUUUUUGUUUAUUUUCUCACGACUUUUAAGAUUUCUUUGUGUUUUUUUAGCAUAAGUUGAAUACUCUUCAGUAGUUAUAAUUUUAUUUUGUCCUUUAACCGUACAUUACCUUACAAACAUAUAUUUCUCCAAUAGCAGCAGUCGAACCAGAGCAGUCAAACUUAGUAUAAUAGUUAAUAUUAAGACAAAUAGACGUAAGUUUUUUGCUACUACUAUUUUUUUCUAUAUAGUUAGUUAUUAAGUAAUGUUAGUUCUUAAUAUGUUAGGUAGGUAUAAUAGUAGGAAUAAUGGUCUCAGUGUUAUAGGAUUAGCGUUAAUUAUAAUUAGUUGUUAAGGUUUUAUUAGAGUAGCGUAAUAAUUAUCUGUAAUAAAAAUUGGCAAUAGCAGCAGCAUGUAUACCAGGGCUUAAAUACACAUAAUAAUAAUAACA
Manduca sexta (tobacco hornworm) is the source of this 1497-nucleotide messenger RNA. RefSeq lists its product as uncharacterized. Bases 191 to 523 code for a protein of 110 amino acids. NCBI's taxonomy places the organism in Eukaryota, Metazoa, Arthropoda, Insecta, Lepidoptera, Sphingidae. The transcript is spliced from 3 exons. The record is from RefSeq and is a predicted model, not a curated record.